Molecule: messenger RNA, 1085 nt
Organism: Lepus europaeus (European hare)
Lineage: Eukaryota; Metazoa; Chordata; Mammalia; Lagomorpha; Leporidae
Gene: PRR13
Product: proline rich 13
Exons: 4
Coding region: 91-498 (135 amino acids)
Cellular component (GO): nucleoplasm
Source: RefSeq, a predicted model, not a curated record
UACGGGUGACCAGGAAGCGAGAGCCGAGACCGGGAAGAAGAAGGAAUCGCGUCCAGACGGUGGUGCAGAGGCUGCGGGCAACAUCCGAACAUGUGGAAUCCCAACCCCGGGCAUCCAGGGCCAAGUCCAUACCCCCCCAACCCUGCCUGUCCACCACUUGUCAAUCCAGCUUGUCCUCCUCCAGGCCCCCUUCCCUGUCCUCCUGGGCCCCACCAUGGGAAUCCAGCUUUCCCUCCAUGUGGGCCCCACCAUCCUGUGCCCAACCCGGGAUACCCAGGAUACCACCCCCCAGGCCCCCACCCCCCUCCAUGCCCACCUCCUGGCCCCUGCAUGCCUCCUGUGAAUCCCUUGGCGCCUGGCAUGGUAGGACCAGGAAUGGUGAUGGAUAAGAAGAUGCACAAGAAAAUGAAGAAAGCUCACAAGAAGAUGCACAAGCAUCACAAGCAUCAUGGCAAACACUCCUCCUCCUCCUCCUCUUCCAGCAGUGACUCUGACUGAACACAGGCCCGGACCCUCCCCUCCAGUCUCAUCAGCUGUACUCUCCCAUCAAGCUUCAGAUGCCCUUGGCCCCCACCCCAGCCCACCUCCACCCAAGCCUCACUCACCCAGCUGUUCAGCCCUGACUGGCUAGGCCCAAUGGGAAGAGGAUUGCCGUGGGCUAGUAAAGGCCGUCUUGUUGCCUCUUGGAUAGAUCUUAUAGCUUGAGAGUUUAGCAGGGGAGCUGUUUUCUGAAGAUAAUGAAGACUAAGAUCUGAAAAAUGUGAUUUUUUUCCUUCUUUUGUAAUACUUCUGAUUGGGGGUUAUCUGUGGAAAUGUUAAUUAUAAAAAAAAAUCUGUGCCUUUGUUAUGAUGGUGGCACACUUGGGUGUGCCUUAUAGCAGGUCUGCUACCCAGUUCAUGGGAAAAUGGCCUUUCAUUGAUUGUACUGACUGCAAGGCUGCUGGGAAGUGCAGUCUAUUUGGUUGAUGAGCUCUGAGUACUAUUUUGGAAUGUAAUCUCACAUCCUCAGCCAAAGAUGCUAUCUCUGGGCCUCUAGUUUCCCAUCUCUCAGUCCAAAUAAAGCCAUUUUUCCUGGUCUCUGUUCA